AGGACAUAUUAUUCUCCGAAAGUGGAUUGUAUUGGCUGAGCCACAACAAAGUGAAAAAAUAAUACAGGUAUAUAUUCUGUCUUUAAUUGUGGGACCGAAACUCGGGUAAAUUAUUUUAGAUAUGCUAUACUCCGUGUGUCUCAACACGCUGUCUGGGGAAGCUGAACAAUUGUUUGACUGAAGCAUACUCUGUUAAGAUAUGAUGGGCUGGAAGCCACGCAAAUGGACCUUUCCCCUUAUAAACUAAAAUUUCGAUUUAGACAAAAAUUUCAUCACAGCUUAAAAGAGCAUCACAAAAUUAGUAAUAUUCCAAAGUUUUGUUGCAAAAUCUUGUUUCUCAGUUAUUUUGUAUCACAAACGGGAAAUUGACAUCCGAUUCGGGUGUUGGGGCUGCAAUUUCCCGUUUGUAAUGCAAAAUGACUGAAAAUUGCAAACUUCGCAAGCCUCUAUUUUCCUCAUUUUACAACAUUUCGCAACGAAACUUUGGAAUAUUACUAAUUUUGCGAUGCUCUUUCAAGCUGUGAUGAAAUAUUUGUGUAGACUUGCCUAGAUCAAAAUGUUGGUUAUAAGGGGAAAGGUCUAUUUCAAAGCUACAAAAUAGAAGACCUUGUUUGAUGUUGAACUGUGUCUCACCAUGCACAAAUCCUUCGUUUCAUCUUCAUUAAAUAUUACUCAUCGUGGUUGCACGUUUCAUCUCAGCUAUUCUUAUUGGACAGUUACUUCAUUAUACGCGGAAAAUACAAUGAGCUCAAUCACCGUGAACGUGCACAAAUUAGCACAACCUCAUACAAAAACAUCAAACAAUGACUUUUGUUUAGUUGCAGUGGGAAUCAAACCCGUGGACAUUUGUUCCCCCUAUUUCAAUGUUCAGCACAUGAGCUACCAGGUCUUAACUUUUACACAUAAAGGACUAUGUGAAACUUAAAUAUCAAGUGUGAAAAGUCGAGUUUCACCUACGAAAUGCGCAUUUUUUUGUGCAUUUUUUAUGUGCAUGCAUUUUUUUAUGUGCAUUUUUUAAUGCUCUAAUUCCAGUCUUAAUUUCUCAUGUGAAAUAGUAUGUAAAAUAAUUUUUUGUGUUGCUAUUGUGUACUGAGGUGAAUAUGAUGUUUGUGAUGUUACUCUGAGUGUGUAUCCACACCGGGCAAGCUUGAAAAAAAUAUGCCUGGCCACAAUGCCUGGCCACAUUGAUGUCGGUGCCAUAUUGAUGCCUGACCACGGUGCCUGGCCACAUUGAUAUCGAAGGAACUAGAUUCAGUUCCGAAAUAUCACAUACUCGAAAUAUCACAUACUCGAAAUAUCACAUACUCGACUCUGACCGCGUAGCUCAGUUGGCAGAGCAUUGGGCUAGUAUUCCAAAGGUCGUAGGUUCGAUUCCCACCGUGGCCAGGCAUAUUUUUCAAGCUUGCCUGGUGUAGAUGCACACCCAGGGUAACAUCACAAACAUCAUAGUAUGUAAAAGUUUCGUAAGGGUAUUUUCCGGAAGAGAAAUUGGGUAACACAUAAGUCCCGAGACUGCUAAAUAAAUAAUUAAAUUUCAAACUAAUAUUUUCAGGGAGGAAAUGUAAUAACAAAGCAUCGUCAGCCGCAAGGUUUUGAUGGACAAGCAGCUGUAAGUUAUUUUGUCGUUUUGAAAAGUCUCAUUAAACGGACAUUGCGACAAAAAUAUAUUUUGUCUCAUUUCAAAGCUAAUGUAAAAUCUUUGCAUUACAGGGUUUUCUAAAAGUUUCAAUGGUUGUUCUAGAGGCUGGCAUGCCCGCACCGGUAAGUUAAUUUCCUGUGUCUUUUGUGCUCAUCUACACAAAACGAUUAAUCGUAUAUACGCUUUUUUAUCUUACAACUGAUUAAUGGACCUAUUUCCUAAUGAACAAAAUUUUGAUCUAGACAAAUCUAGACAAAUUUUUCACAACAGCUUGAAAGAGCAUCAAAAAAUUAGUAAUAUUCCGAAGUUUCGUUGCGAAAUGUUGUAAAGUGCGGAUAAUAUAGCACUGCGAAGUUUGCUGUUUUUCAGUCAUUUUGUAUUACGCACCGGAAAUUGAUACCGCUUUCUCAAAAAAGGUACCUGAAGGUAUCAGUUGAACAGUUCAGUUACAACUUUAUUUCAAUACGGAGCGAUUUCACAAUAUUAAACUAACUAAAUAUAUACAGAGAGAAAACAAAAUUAGUCAUGUCAAGAAAAGAUGUGAAGAAAAGCUGACACAGUGAGCUUCCCUCAUCUAGCACUGUAAUGGCAUAAUAAAAAUAUUCGAACCCAUGCAGGGUGCAAAAAAUCGUAUUUAGUGUUAGUGGCAUAUCUUUCAUGGCAUAUCUGAUGAAAUGUGAUAUCUUUCGUUCGUUUUAUAGUCUCUGGAAAAUUUAGCAGGGUUAACUGGCGAAGAUGAUAUUGAAAGGUAUCGAUUAUAUUUUUUUGACAACUGUAAGCUGGCGAUUUUAUACUUUUCAUACGGUUUUACUUUACCAGUAUCUUGCAUGGAAUUGGAUAGUCAUAUUGGUAAUUAUGCGGUGGCGAGUACAAUUAGGGAUUAAUAGUACGAGUGAAUUUUGGAAAUUUUUCCAAAAUUGAACGAGCCGCUGUGAUUACUUGUUUAUUAUUAGCAUGGCAAAAUUGAAAACUUUCUUACCAAAGCCCAGUCCUGCCAGAUUUUCAACCAAAAUUUGGUGCUUUUGUUCGUAUUUCAUUUAGUUAUUUUGCUUUAAGUUCCUCUAGGACAAUUUCAUUUGUGUUUGUUUGUUUUGGGAAAAUCACUAAUUGUACUGCAGUACAAUUAAUCAAAUAAUUGGACUCCUCUCAACCAAUCAGCAUCCAGAAAUUUUGUUAUGUUAAUAAUAAGUUAUGUCAGUGUACAUAAAAUGUUCCAUAGUGGUGUGUAGAUUCAUUUACAGUACGUCAUCAUAUAUUAGUGUUAAUAUUAGUGUUACUAUGCUGUCAAGUAAUUUGAUUUCUGUUAUAUGUAUUUAUGUAAAAUAUUAAUAUUAGUUAAUCUAAGAUGUCAUAAUUUUAGCAUUAGUGCUACAUUAUAAAUCCAGUUAGUUUUCCAAUCUCCUCUUGAUGAAUCUGACUAUAUCAUAUUAACAUUCUCUCAUUUCUCUUAUAGUAACCUGUUGCAUCUUCCCGGGGUGUCAUUAUCGCCAGCAGUUUUCUCAUUGAAAGUGUACAAGGCAGUUGAUAUACCACAAAGUAAGAGCUUUUUGCUAUAUAGGCUGUCCCAAAAAAACCUAUCGGCAGUAUCGCCUUGAAAUUUUGCAGUAUUGCUAUAUACCUUGGCUGUUGUUUACACUGGAUAAAAUAACUAUCAUAGUAUCAUACACACUAACAUAUCAGUUUAUUUAUAUUUUCUUGUUCAAAACAGUUAAACCAAACGAACUGUAUUUUAAAUACGUGAUUGUAUUGACAUCCUAGUAAACUUUACUUACGUGAAACGACUUUACAAAAGUUUGAAUUUUUCCGAAAAGUGAUACCAAUGCCGUUACCUUGGCAACAAUGGCGUGUAAAUAUGGCGGAUAUUUUGGAUUUAUCAUCCCUCGUCCUAUUGAAUUAUUUAGACAUGUUUAAAAAAUUUCUGUUGACCCAAAACUUUUCAUGAGAUAGGUAAAUGUGAUCACUUUAACAAAUAUUUUUGGUUCUACGGAACUUUAAAAUUGUCCAAAUAAUUUAAUAAAUUUACGGCAUAGAGAAAUCAUUUUCGGAAACGAAAACUGAGCGUCAUCAAUGUUGUUUUCGAGUUAAAAUAUCCGACAUAUUGAAACGUCAUUGUUGCCAUAUAGUAAAAUAGUUCUGUAACUUUUGUGGAGAAGUUCAAAUCUUUAGAUGAUUUUUACACAAGUAAGGCACUCUUUGUUUUUGAACAAGUAAUUGUUGUCCAAAAAUACGGAUCUAAAAUCGUAAAUUUUUUAUUUUUAAAAAACUGUAUCGAGCCACCUUAAAGUUGAGAUAUGCGAAGGCAACUUCAGAGUCAAGCUAAAUUCAGAGUCACUGACUCUGAAUUUACAUCAGAGAAGGAUAAUGGCAGUUCGGCAAUUUUUGCGGGCCUAAUAUGAUGAUAAGUCAACGACCAAGUCAGGAUUUACUGAUUAACACUAUUCUUUUCUUAUAUACGAUCAUUUUUUGUGUUAUUCUUUCUAAUGGCAUGAUUAUUAUUCUGAAUUAUAUUUUUAUCAUGCAUAAUUUUCGUUGCAGUGGACCACGAGAAUCUGUUAAAUCGUCUUCGAAACGUAAGUUAGAUGUUUCUUCCUUGAUGUAAUUUGUAAUAGUUGGACUUUCCUGAAUAUAUUUCUAACUUAGAAUGAACAGUUUAGAACUGAUGGAACUAUCCAGAAUCAAGGAAGUGAUUAGCUCAGAUAUACUCAAAUUAUGAAAACUAAUGCAUGCAUGCAUAUUCUUACGUUUGCAGAAGAAGAAAGAUUGUGCAGAUCCUUAUUGUGUCUUCAGCUUUGCAGGAAAACAGGUAACCGUUUCCUUAUGACGAUCACCCGGACACAGCAAAACAAUCUAUUCAAAUCCAAUUCGCGAUAUAUCUCGGAGUUUAUAUAUCUUUUGCCAAAAGCUGUUCUUGAUACUGAGUUGCAUUUGUGUAUGACGGAUAGGGACUAAAAUAUGGACAGUCUGAAAGAAACUGUAAAAUGAGUUUGAUACAUUUGUUCGGACAUCACAGGAACGCAGACGAAAUGGUAUUACCUAAUACUUAAAAGCGAAAUAUCAAAUUUGUGUUGUAGGAAACUUAUUUAUAGAGAAAGUAGAGAUAGAGAUAUCAGAUGGAGUAAAAGUCGCUUUGAACAAGCCAAGAUCUUACAUGUAGAAACCACCGUGCGUGGAGAUACACAAUCAGUGGCGUAACUACUAUGGGCUCAGACCGAGAGAACCCGGGGGCCCCCAACCCCAAUGGGCCAAAUGGGGGCCCCCAGGCUUAGGCGAUAGAGCAAAAACAUUGGCCAGGGCCUCUGAUAUGUUACAAUGUUAUUUUCUGACCAUCAGAAUUCUGUAAAAUCUCUCCCCAAUGUCCAGGAAAUGGCAUUUCAGAGAGUCUAGAUUAGAUUUGUGCAUAUACGGUGCUCGAAUCGUGCCUUUGGCAUUUCUACUAGGGGGCCGAAAAUUUUGAACCGGGGGCCCCCUGAUAUAACGUUACGCCACUGUACACAAUAUCAUAGUGUGCCCACAGUGUUCAUACCGCUGCCAUGAGUCAUUAUUUGGGGACGAAACGUCAAAGAAAAUUCUCACAUGGUCCUACAAACAUUUUAUAGAUAUCUUUGAAAAGAAUAUAUAGAGGAUAUUUCACGGUGGCGCGGAAAUAUGACUUUUAUUUUCGAGUGGUGAAAACAAUAUUUUACGAACGAGCGCAGCGAGUGAGUAAAAUAUUGUUUUCAACACGAGAAAAUAAAAGUCAUAUUUCCCAAGCCACCGUGAAAUGUUCUUUUUAUUAUAUGGAUAAAAGUUGAAGCAAAAAUAAAAAACGUAUGACUUUAUUCAAUGAAAAGAUAUACAAAGUGAAUUUUAUUACUUAGCCUCAGGCUCAGGAUUAAACAAUUUAGGCUAUAUUACGUUCAUUAAAAAAACGUCGUUAAAACACAUUAACAUUGUUAAAAAAACUCAUCUUUUUACUGGCUUUCUUCACUUGAAGAUUCGAGAAUUAUUCUUCUUCUCUUAACUGUUGAAACGGUGUCCAUGACUGUAGAAGAGGAAUUCGGCUGCAGUAGAUUAAUGUUUACAGUUUGAACGUUACAGUUCUGAAGAAAACUUGGAAGAUUUCCCAAAGAUGUGUUACCAGAAGUGCUGUUUCGUACAAAUGAAGUGCUAAACUGAGAUUUCUGAACGCUGGCGCUGCAGGUUGAAUUGGACAAAAUACCAGAGAUUUGUUGUUGUCUAGUCGCGGACAUGGUUGAAUAGUUGUUUAUCGAGCUCACGUUUUUAUGUCCUGUUAUUUGCAUGAUCUCAUUUGCAGGGAUUUCGUUGUCUACUAGCUUCUGAAUCAGGUGUUUUCGUGUGCUGUGGUUUACGAUUUUUCUAUCCGUUUCCAUGCCAGCUGCUGUUUGCAUGUUUUUCAUCAUGUUUCGUAGAGAAUUAACACCAAGAGCGCUAGUUUUGAACCACCUUUUGCCAGGCUUUGGAAUCUCGGUAUUUAUAGCAAGAUAAAAUGGCGAGCUAUGUCCACACAUCUCGGCUGGUCGUUCCUCUUUGUAUUUUAGAUAAGCAGUGACUGGACACCUCUCGGGGUUUUCUUUAUUUUCGUACAUAACAGGCUUCACUUCACGUCGAUUUCGAGGGUUCUCUCCGGUGCGAGUUUUAGUUUGUCUUUCCGUGGUAAACUGAAUAAAACGAGUCCCGGACGAGUCAGUUUUCAACUGCAGAUCUCCCCAGGAUAAGUCUCGUUGCUCUUUACCAGGUCGCAUUCCGAAGAAAACACAAUUAUUUAACCACACUAUGUUGAGAAGCGGUCGGGGAGCGUGGAUUCCCAACACUUUUUUGGCGUACAAGUCGUUAAUAUCGUCGUCGGUUAGCGGCUCAGCAGCGUUUGGUUUAUUUCCUUUGCCGUGCGAUUUCAGUUCCCUUUGUUUCUUUUUUAAGAUGUCUCGGACCCCUGAAAACGCAGUAUCGUGUAGAAUUGAAGCUCCAUAAUUGUUUUGCCUUAGGUAACGAUCAAUACUUUGAAGCAUUGCCUUUAUUGAAGUGGGCUCGUAAUCUCCUCCAUGUCGUUUCUUCACUGCCAAAAUAAAUUUCAUCAAGAUGUUUUGUAGCUCACCGUACGGCAACAAUGUUAUGUCUCUUCGCUCGUUUAUCGAGGCUAAAUAGUCGCUGAAGAUCGCCAAAUCGGACUUAGUCUUCCUUUUUGUGUUUUCAUUUUCAUUUUCUUCAGAAAACCUUGCCAAAUCAGCGUCGGAAACCUCAACAAAAUGUCGAGAAGUUGCCAUAUUGUAUAUUCAAAACAGAAACGGUAAAAUGGCGGGAAUUAGCGUGGGUCCCGCGCGAGACGUUCCCGCGUAAGAUAUGAUUUCAUAUUUCACUACAGUGAAAUACGGGAAAUAUCAGUGGCGUAUUUUACGGUAUUUUACUCAUAUCCAUAUAAUAAAUUUAUUUAAUUAAUUAAUGACAGUCACAGAAAUAUAUCAAAUGCCAUUAUGGCAGGCCCAUUGGACUUCUAUAGGCCACUAAUCUGAAUCUUCAAAAAAGGCAUUGUUCUUUGCUAGAGAGUGCAUAAAUCACGUUGUUUUGCCAAGUUUCACAUUUUGGCCGUUAUUCCAAAGAUUAUUUGGGAUAAUUCAUGCAUUGUCGGCCAAAAGCCUUGCUAAGUCUUUAUAUCAUGCAAAAAGCGAAUCCAAUGGUUGUUUUAUUGUCUAUUUUAAUUAAAAUAUAAAACGACAUCCCCACCUGUUGCAGUUCUUUUUUCCAUUUGCAAAAAGUCUUUCAUUUGUCUUUCAUAAGUAUGUUUAGAUGUUUCAAAUAAUUCAAAACCUUUCCUACCUGUUUUCGUUGAUAUUUCUUCUUGAUAUGGCGCCAUAUUGUUUUUGUCGCGUUUCCACUUUUCAACAGCAUCACGUCAUAACGUUGAUUUGACUUUAUCAUAUCAAAGUUAUGACGUCGUUUAAUAUUAUGUCAAAAUUCUAUAUUUGGUCAGCUAUUGAGUUGAUAUCACAACUUAACAGUUGGUUGUUAGCCAAUCAGAACCAUGAAUUCUUUUGAACAAUAGUAAUUCAAAUAUCCUAUGAUUUUAAGGCAAAAAGCAGUGUCAGCUACAACUCCAGAAGCCCACAGUUCAACGAAAAAUUAAAUAUAUCUUUCAAAGUAAGUAUUUCUCUGAAAUUACUCAAUAACAUACGGGUAUUUUUGUUCCGUUAUUUAAUGUAUAGUUUGCAAUGGUAGAACAAAUUUAAAAUUUACUCUAAGAGGUUUGAUUCUAAUUGUUCAUGUAAAGCAAUUGCGCCAAUUAAUUUAAUUUAAAUAUUUCAACUUGUUCUCUGCUUCUUUUCCAGUACCCUUCUGUGUGUGAUAAAUUAAAGAUUCAGCUUAUGGACGAGUGAGUAAAACUGUUUAUCUCCUUGAGAUACAAAUACUUAAGAGGCAAUUUUUUUCAAUGUUGUGUAUUUAAAGAUAAAACACUAAACAUACUUUUUGUUUGUUUGCCGAUUGAGAAACUUUUCGAAAAAUAACAAUUUUGAAUGUGGUCAUAACUGCAAGUGGUAUACUAGACGCAUUAGUUUUGAGCGCGUGUUAUACGUAUAACAUGCAAAGAAUCUCCUCUUUUAUUUUGAGUUAUCAUGUUGGUAGACAAAUGUACAUACAAACGCGGUUGAAAACAUACCUUUUUGGCGAAGUUAAUUAUUAGGAAUUGAUUCGUCCAUCCCAACCAUCAAAGUUCUCAUAAAGAGUUAAAGCACGUCUCAUAUUAUGAUGAUCGAAAAUUGCCUGGAAAAAUGGUUUGCAGUACUUUGAUUUAUUUUAAGACUCAAAUUGUAAGUUUAAAGUGUUCUUAUUUUUCCUGAGUCACUCAAUUUUCUCAACUCAAAAUUCUACCAAUCAAGCAAAAACUUUGCCGACCAUAUCAUAAGAUUCAGAUUAAGCGCAGAUGCACAUGUGGAUAAUAUUAUGCCCUUUACAUCAAGCAUUCAUGACAAGUAUUGCGCUUAACUAAUAGUCGACCGGCCAAGGUGGCAAAAAGUGCCUCUAAAGAGAGUUUGAUGGCAACUUUAUGUUAGAAGCUGGUAACAGGCAUUUUCUUAUAGUUCAAGCCUUGGUGAAUAAGACUGUGUGUGUUACCACUUCUGAUUUUUGCUUUAUAGCAAAAAAUUUGAGAAUUUUUAAAUUUUGCCUAUUAAAUUACUAUGAUCGGAAAAAAUGUAAAAUUUCGUGUUCUCUUAUACGAAAAAUAAACUAUACCACUAGAAAGAGCGUAAAAAACUAUAUAUAAGAUAACUUAGGCGACUAGUGCGAUUUUCAAGCCGAUUUUGAAUUAAAGAUGGUUAAUUAAAGUUGGCAAAAUGGGUACUAAUUAGCAUUAAUUUGGUCAUUUCUGCAUUUUUUAACAUUAAAAACUCGAAAUAGGAUUGGAAAAACGUAGAACUCACUUAAUUGUCUUAUAUACAGUUUUUUACGCUCUUUCUAGUGGUAUAGUUUAUUUUUCGUAUAAGAGAACAUGAAAUUUUACAUUUUUUCCGAUCAUAGUAAUUUAAUAGGCAAAAUUUAAAAAUUCUCAAAUUUUUGGCUAUAUAAAGCAAAAGUCAGAAGUGGUAACACACACAGUCUUGUUCACCAAGGCUUGAACUAUAAGAAAAUGCCUGUUACCAGCUUCUAACAUAAAGUUGCCAUCAAGUUGUACAAAUUGAAGACUUGGCCGGCCGUCUAUAACGGAUGAUUCCACAAUCUUGGACAAAACCCUUGAGAACACUCCAGCUAAUAUUACAAAGUUAUUGAACAUUGACAAAACAAACUUGGUCUCCCCCUCCCCCCCCCCCAGUACAAUGUUGUGAACAACGCCGAAACAACUUUUGGUAAUAUACCAUGAUACAAGCUCAACAUUGAGUUGGGGGAGCGGGGGUUUAAGAAUGGCAACAUGAUUCAACAUGGAGUUUAUCAUAAAAAUACACGAAUUUUCUAUAGGGGGAAAAUAGUCUCAACCAGUUAUGUCCAAGAUUGCAGCUAUUGACGAAAUUUUGAUCUAGACAAGAAGCACGAAAUCCAUUACCAUAGCUGGAAAGAGCAUCUUAAAAUGUGUAAAAUUGCAAAGUUUGGUUGCGAAUUGUUGUAAAAUGAGAAACAUAUUAUAGCCCUGUGAAGUUCGCAAAUUUUGUGUAUAUUUGCAUUACGCGCGCGGGGAAAAAGAUUAACUAUUUUUGAGCAGAAAGUGGUUAUUUUUACCGCGCGUAAUACAAAUAUAUAUACAAAAUUUGCGAACCGCACAGGGCUAUAUAUUUUCUUCAUUUUACAAAAUUUAGCAACCAAUCUUUGCACAUUUGCUCAUUCUAAGACGCUCUUUCUAGCUAUAUGGUGUUGAAUUUCGUUCUUCUUAUUGAUCAAAAUUUAGUCUAUAGCUUGAAUCACUCAUUAGAUACUUAUAACCUAGACUAUUUUAUCUUCUACAACAGUAGUGAUAUUACUUUCUUAACUAGUUAAGGUUACAGAACACCUUGGAGUGUUAAUUUUGCCUAAAAUUUUUUGUUGGUUUCCAUGAAAGCAUUAGACUAGUUCUACUAUCUGACCAAGUUUGAACGAAAAAUGUUGAAAACUCGCGGAGUUAUUUAACAAAAUACAUUUCGAUGCAAUAAGAAAAACAUUGAAAAUGUAAUAUUCAAAUUCAAAUUUCUUCGGAAGAAUUUUACGGCAAUUACUGAUUUUCAAACGAGUUGUUCUCCUGCGGGUUUUAAUUAACCAAUUUUUCUCAAAUUUUCACAGGACAUAGCUAAAGACGUCAGUUUCAAUGUGGUGUUCGGCUUUUUUAUAAUUUUGGAUAUUUUAAUAAUAAAGAGCAAUUCACUCAAACAAUUCAGAAAUAUAUUGCAGUCGUCAAAGAAAUCGCCAUAUCAGCGGAAUGACGAAAUAAACAAAAAAUUUUCGAACACAAUUUUUUAGAACAACUAUUUUACUGUAUAAAAAUGAUAUUUUCAUAAAUAUAACUUAAAACCAGCAGGAGCACAACUUAAAAGCGUAACGGUACAGCGAUUUAAGAUUUUCCUAAAUAAUUCUUACAUUAUUUUAUUGUUUGUUAAUUUUACAACUUCACCAUAUUUUGCAUGCACUGGAGAACAUUUGGUGAAAAUUUAAUUAUAAUCGGACUGAUAUUGAGCGCGCAGUAGCGAUUUUCCGCAAAACGCCAAAAAGGGUGUCCUGUAACCUUAACUGUGUUUAUCGUAACCCAACUUGUCAACUUUCCCUGUGGGAGGAAACUCACGACAUUUGGCAGAGCGUUCACGGACUCUUUUUACAUGAGUCCGUAGUGAGAGGAUCGAUCAUAGAUGAAGGGCAAAAUCUCACAGGUGAAUGGUGCUUGCUCUGAUGACUAUACCGUUGAAUCCCCGAAUAAUGUCGUGAGAUAUCCUCAUUAAUAAUCAGUGCCCGGACCACCUCAUCACAGGUGUCAAUUUGCCUUAAUCAUCCAACUUUUUUGCAGGGAUUUUGGUACCCCGGAUGACUAUAUUGGCACAAUAUUUAUAUUUGUAUCACAAUUAUCUGGUCAAGGAGGAAAUGGUAUGACAGCCUAUUUCACCUUCAGUGUAGGUUUUUACGAUGAAGAAUUAUAUAGUUGGCACUUUGAUAGAUCACAAAAGACCUUCCAAAUUUGCUUCUUAUGAAAAUUCAAAUUGUGUUUCAAACCUUCCAUUUUUGUGCGUAAACCAUUUUAAAAAUGGUUUUAAAAAUACAGCCCUGCUGCACUCGGAAGUUUACUGUUCAGUAUAAUCCUGUGAUAGAGAUACCAGAAGAUCCCAAACCACCCAUGCUAACACAAAGUUGUCAUGAAAUUUGUGGAAUUUACAGUUUAUUGCAUACUUGUAGUAAGACGUCUAAUACAGCACUUAACAGCAAGGAGAGGUGAUGAACCCUCUACCUUCACAUUUUAUUCAACUUGUAUUUUGUAUAUAUUUGUUUUGCCCACAAAAGAUAUUUACAAAGUAAUUUAGAAUAUUUACAAUAGUAUAUAUGGGGGCUAGGAACCUUUGGAAAUCCUGUUGGACUUUUAGAUAACUUAAGGCUCCUAGUUUUGAAAAAUCAAUUACAAGUAACAACUACUAAAAAUGUUGACAAACAAGGUAGUAUAUAUUACGCUUAUUUACAUAAAAAUAGUUAAAAGAAUAAGGAGAUAAAAGUUGACUUUAUUUACAGUAUUUGCAACUCGUUCUAUUCAAAAUUUAUCUUUCAGAUCAUGUUGUUGACAGUUUGGCGAAAGCCAAUUAAUGUUUUUGUGCAUGUAUAGUAAUUUGUAUUUUUUGUCGGGACCCCGUUAUUGGAGUUUAUCUCUGUGGUCAGUCCCAGCCAAUGCACUCGUAGAUAUUUGAAUAAGUUUAAUAUUUGUUUGGUGCGGCGAAUCUUGUAAAAAGUAAAAAGUAAAAAGUAAAAAAAAUUAAGCAGAUAGUAAGUAGCCUAAUAGGAUUUUAUUUUUUUCUUAAAAGAGAAAUACGAUUUGAUAUUUUUGAUAUUUUCAUUGAGACCAUUCCAUAUAGAGACCCCUUUGUUAAACACAGUAUAUUUGCGAUAAUUAGUUCUUUGAAAGUUCACGUGUAACUUGGUGGAAUUACGUGUAUUACAAUUGUGUAAUUCACUAUUUUGUUUAAAAUAAUCACAAUAAAAAUCCGGCAAAUUAUUUUGAUAAUGAAAGAAAGAACUCUAUCCAAUUCGCUAGAAACGUGCAUACAAUAUUAGAAAUUUGCACAACAAUGGACGAUAAUUAUUAUGAACAAUUGCUUUCGUUAGUAGGGAUGCAACUGCCUGAAAAUAUUCAAGGAGAAUUUCGACGAUUUGAGCGACGGCCCUUCGUCUAGAGUCACUGUAACUCCAGACGAAGGGCCUUCGCUCGAAACGUCGAAAGUCUUCUUAUAUAUUUUUCAGGUAGUUGCAUCCGUAUACCAAUUAACAAAAGCUUGUCCAUUUUAUUGCCACUACCUACACUGGCCAAGACAGUUCACGAUAAUUAUUACACGUUCCUUUUAGAAUUUUUGCCAACGUUUGGACCAUGCUUUGUUAAUAUGUACGGUUCACCGCGAGAAUACUCCGACUGGCCAAGCAAACACGAAGAACUAGAUAAAGGCAUUGUAAGAAAAGUUACACUUAUAUAGGGGUGGACUCAUAGAUAUCUUACAUACACUAGAUAGUGCAUGUAAUUAUUCUACAAUUCAAAAAAUUGAAGCCGUGAUUGCAGACUCAGGAUAUUCCCAUGAAAUGAGAAGAUUCGUAUGUUUAAGCACGGAACUUAAAUUUUAAGGUAAACCUAUUCCAAAUACAUUUUUUAACUAUUCAAAUGAUGAAAGUUAUUGUUGUUUUUUAAGCGUUUUACUAAAAGAGAUGCGCUAUCUAGUGUAUAUAAGAUAUCUAUGGGUGGACCAUGGGGGAUUUUUUUGCAAGAAUUUUCUUUAAAUUUGGAGAAGCUGUAUAGAAUGUGUAGAUGCUGUGCAGGAAUUGUUUCUAUAUCUGCUGUCCCCAAAAUACUAUACCCUUCUGCUUUUUUGGGCAUUGCAAGCUUGCUAUUUUGGCGCCGUUAUCAAUGGUGUUCAUAUUAAUAAUAAUUACAAAUUUCCAUUAUAUAGGGCGAAGGUGCGGCAUAUCGAGGCCGAGUACUUGUGGAACUGGAAACUAAAUUAGACGUAUCCAAUGGGCUUGAAGUUGAACCAGUUGGCAGUGCUGACGACGUUCGCGUUCAGGUCAGUGACAAAAUAUUACACCAAAACUAUUUUCUCCUUCAGAAAAUUACGAUAAUUUAUGAGCAGUCAUUUUGUUUUUUCUUCUAGCGGGAAACGAGUUAAUAUCCGUCUAAUAGAGAGCCAAUCGGAUUUCAGAAUAGCUACAUCCGGUAGUUGUCCGUAUAAAUAAAAUAGAAGGCGAGAUACUGAGUUUCGCGACCUCUGUAUAAACAAAUCAUUGUUUGUCGAAAGAGUUUAACGUCUUUAAUCAAAAUGCAGCGUAUAAUUGAUAAAUACAACACUUACUUCGACUUUGAUCAUUUAGGAUAUCACAAUAUUCGGAUAGAUGCGAGUUCAAAUCCCGCUCGAGCCAACGAAUUUUUCGUUGGUCGAUUGCAGUGUCAGAUUAAUAUGAAACUAGUUUUUCUUAUCUCUGAGGAUGGUUCUGAAAUAGAAUUGAAACACUGCGCGUCCUCUAAGACAAGCGUUAGGUCGUCACGAAAAUAUUUCGUGCGCUUAAAUUGGAUAAGACUCGCUAACAAUCCCUGUUGACUCGAUAGCUCAAUAGGUACAGCGGCGGUCUAGAUACCCGAAGAUGCGAGUUCAAAUCCCGCUCGAGCCAACGAAUUUUUCGUUGCUCGAUUGCAGUGUCAGAUUAAUACGAAACUAGUUUUUCGUAUCUCUGAGGAUGGUUCUGAAAUACAAAUAUCUCACCUAGUAAUUAUUAACGUUCUACACUAAUUAGCCGACGAGAUUCCCAAAAUAAUUAUCAUGCACGAUCGGAAUUUCUCUUUGCCGCGAGUAAGUUUUUCUGCAAUAGAAAAAUAGUUUGCUUGCGGUAAGGUUGACAUUUGGUUUUUUUCUAGCCAUACAUGCAAACGGAAGAAUUCCGUCUUCUUGCUGUUUUCCUUGAAGCUACGAUGUUGGCCGUUGAAGACGCACAAGUUGAAUUCGAAUUGAGUAUCGGUAAGACAAAUUGAAAUACAGCCAUCUAUACUUGCUUGUUCCUCAUAGGAUUGCAAAAUUAGAAUUUAAUUCUAACCAAAUUUUUUUCAGGAAACUAUGGCAACAAGUUGGAUGACUCAGUGAGCCCGCGGCCAUCAAGUACACCUCCCACCAAUCCAGUGUCUGAUGGCGAGAAAUACUACUAUCUACCAUGGGGAAAUUCCAAACCUUACGUCAGGAUUGAUUGUGAAUGGGAGGAUAUCAGCUUCCGCCUGGGUGUACUGAAUAAAUUGUUGAAAAUUUGCAGAGAUUUGGUAAGAUUAUAUAGUCACUUUGGCGAACGUUUGCCGUAUUUUGCGCGCUAAAAUGAAUAUAAAUUGGCACAUUGCACACCAUUAAUUCGAACCAGAUAUGAAUGUCUACAUCAGUAGUAGAAUAUAGAAGUCCGAAGGACAAAUGCUUUUUGAAGUCUUUGAAAAACUCACGAGUACUUGUUUUAUCCAAAUUUCACAAUUCUAUUACGUAUUGAUAAUAUACAUAGAAAUGUUCAAGACAAUUGUAGUUUUAACUUGCGUUUACAGCGAACAGUCCGCUGACAAAGUUUCCCUGUUUUGUUAUAUUUAAAUAGAGAAUAAUACAUGGGUGCGCGGAAAUACCGGAUUUAUUUCUCGUGUUGAACACGAUAUCUGACGGGUGAGCGCAGCGAGUGAGAUAUCAUGUUCAACACGAGAAAUAAAUCUGGUAUUUCGAUCGAAGCACCCAUGUAUUUUUCUGUUUAUUAUAUAAAGGACAGUCUUUGAAAAGCGAUAAUUUUUGCAGUAAAGCGAUAAUUGAAAAGCGAUAAUUUUCACAUGUGAAAUUAUCAUAAAUAAUCUCACAUGCGAGAUAUACUAUCAGUUUUAUCAGUGCAUUUUACUCAAUUAUGUAAAUUGCAAGUUAGUCUUGUUUAAGGUAAAGUCGUUUCCAUUUUUUAAACAAGAUAAAAGCCUGAUUUUCCAACUGAACUCGACGUUGUGUUUUGAAGCAAUCUGUAACAAUGUCUGUAACCGUUACCUGAGGACUGCUUUAAGCUGAUUGGUUGAUUUUAGAUUCCAUUGUUUUUCCACCAAUCAGGUCAGUUUGUUACAGAUUUGUGCACGGUGAUUACAAAUUUUGCACUGCUCUUUGAGAUUAACUGCACUGAAAUCAACCAAUCACAGUCGAGUAACAUUUUUAUGUACAUUAUUAGGCGAAAAAACAAUAUGCACAUGACAAUUACAAAGUCCGCAUAUUUUUGCACAAAUGCAACAUGGAGGGAUAUUCUUUUUGUGUUAUAGGAACGGAAUAUAUACAUGCUCAAGUUAACUGCAAGUACUUCUGGAAAGGGACAUGAAUUUAAAAAUAGCAUCUGUGACAUCCUUGGUGGUCUUAAGAAAGAUUGCAGGUAAGAAAUUGUACAUUGUUAGCAUUAUGAUUUUUGUAUUAUUAAUCUCCAAAUGACAAUUUCCCUACUGUGUGGAAUUGACAUGCACUGCUUUUUAAAACGCGUAGAAUGGCGCGAGAUGGCGUGAACAAGUCAUCACGUCAGGUCAUAUAUGUAGGUGCUUUCGUUGAUUAUUCCCAGAGACACAAAUGGUCAAAUGGGUUUGUUAGUAUAGCCUGACGUUUUGUUUUCGCGGUGCUUGUAUACAGCUAGUUUAGUUAAGGUUGGCCUUCCGAAAACCUGAACCAUAAACUCUGAGCGCGCAAGUGAUGAUGGGUUAUUACUUGUUUAGACUCAUAAACUUUGAAAUUUGGCUUCGCAAAAAUACCUAAGACAUAUAGAAGACUCACGACAGAAAAUAUACUUGUUGCAAAGGCAAUUUUUUAAGGGUCUAAUAGGUGAAAACCCAUCAUCCCUUGCGCGCUCAGAGUUUAAGGUUUUGGAAGGACCAUCUUAAUCGAGUCAGUUGCAUAAGUGAUUAAUUUGUGUGUAUUAAUAUAUCGAGCCACCUUUAAAAAUAGCUUGGGUCAUACUAUACGCGAUUCGGCAACGCGACGCGAAUUUUCAGGUUUCAGCCGGGAACAAAUAAAACCGUCAAUAGAUAAAAAUUGUUACAAGAUAUGCAUACCAAGUGGCUACGAAUAUUUGAAAAACAUAGAAAAAUAUUAAAGUUAAAUGUCAAUGAAAAUUGAAAAUUCGCGUCGCGUUGCCAAAACGCGUCUGGUCAGUAUGGGCCUUAAAUAGGGUGCAAAUUUAGGUGUUUUAUGAACUAUCAAAAUACCAGGCAAUUUGAUGUACAUCAAGUCCUACGCCCGACCUCCAAAACGUGGGAUUUUUGCCGUAGUUGCCUAUCGCGCAUAAUUUAUCACAUGCACGACUGAUUUUAUGCAUGAUUUUACAAAAAGUUUAAAAAUUAUAAUGGCAAAAAAUUCCAAGUUUUAGUGGUUGCGCGUUGGACUUAAUAUACAUCAAAUUAUCAGGUACUUUGAUAGCUCAUAAAACACUUUCUAAAUUUGCAGCGUGUGAAUUCAAAUUGCGUUUUAAGGCUUCCAUUUUUGUGCACAAGCCAUUUUUAAAGUGGUUUUUAAAAACGACACUCCUGCACUCGAAAAUUUACUUUUCAAAAUAAUUUUAGUGGUGAAGAUACAAUAUAGCAUACCACAAACUACCCAUACUUGCAUGAAGUUUUCACAAAGCUUGCGAAAUUUACUGUUUAUAUAUAGCGAUCAUUAUCGAACUGUUUUUCAUACACCCUGUUGAAAUGACUUCAGCUGGUGCUUUUUCUUCAUCCCUCUUCUCCCUUUUUUACAGCCCUCUGUCCAAACCUGAUCCGAAAGAGUUCAAAAUGACCAAACUGGAUCUUCAAGUGCAUGAAACUAGACAAGACGUUCUGGUGAGUUCUAUCAAUAGAAUAGGCGCACUCGCAUCCAAAAUGUCCUGGGCAUGCCCCAGCUAGACUGAUCUCAAAGCUGGAUAGAGCAACCUUUUGGAUUUAGGGAAUUAAUUCUGAAGCCAGAAUACAGUAGAAGCCCUCGAACUCGCUUAACUCUAAUUCCUCGCUAAAUCCAACAAAUUUCAUUUUCCCUUGCUCAAAUUUACCCGAUUAACUCGAACUGUAUUUUGAGACGUGGAAUGAUUGAAUAUGCAAUGAUAUCAACGAUUGAAUAUGCUUGGCAUUUUUUCUUCAGAAACGUCCAGUUCGUUUUUGCUGUACAAGAAAUUCUUCAAUUUUGAUUCUUCUUCUACGAUAUUUUGCAUUUACAUAGGACAUAUCAUUUCUAACAAUCUGAUGUUUUUUGUUUUUGAAAUUGUUACAUUUUUGGCGGGGAAAAAAUGUGACGAAAUUGGCGCCAACAAUUCAUAUAAUACAUAUAGGUUCUCUUCUGAAAUGUGAAGUUCGUUUUGUUAUGGCCCAAUUCAUUGCCAAUUCAUAGAACAAAAUGACGGAUUUCUUGUAUUUUGAAUUGAUAUAACUUCGUAAUGAAUAGUCAUAAUUCAAAACGGACUUCAGAUUUGAGAUUCUUAUAGUAUACUCUUUCACGUUCAUACACAAAAUCAGCUGUAGCUAUUAUACUAUAUUAUUAACUUAGGUAACAGUAGUAGAAACUUUGUACCUCUCUUCAACAAUUCAUAUUUUCUCCAAUUCAAGGCAUCCAUUGUUGUAGAAUGUGAGCAGCUGGAAUCGAAUCUCGACAGGCCUGAAGUCAUACUAAUCCUGGAGAGUUUCUUAAAAAGAAUUCAAAUCAUUGCUGUAGAGGUAAAAUUUCCGGGGGGAAAACUAGUUAUUGAGGAGUGAGUGCAUUUGAGAGAUAUCCGCAUUAGAGGCUGUGUUGUUACAAAGUUGCAAGGUACAAAACGUUUGCAACUAGUUGCUAUAAUUACGGAAUUUUAUGAUACAAUUAGCGUCAGUAAUUAUGCCAAACAGAUAGUAUAAUGUCAAGCAAUAGCAGAAGUCAGACUAUGAUUUAUGGAAUCAAGUCAUGUCAAUUGCCAAGUGAAUUAGGCAAAUCAAUUGUUUAAUUUAAUAAGAAAAAAAAUUAAUAGUCACGGCGGGAAAAUUCAAAAUGUGCUGUUAUUCUUUGCCGUUCUUUAAUAGGCAACAUUUUUAAAUUCUCAAAUGUUCGAUUAUAAAGCACGCGCAAAAUCAGAGGGCCAACAUAAAUGGUCUUCUUUAUUAAUGCAUAUACCCUAAGAAAAUGCCAGUUGACAGCUUGUAACAAAAAAUGCCUCCAGAGAGUAACUUUUAGAAAGGCCGGUGAGGGGGGGGGGGUCGUGUAAUUGUUGAAUGGUACCAUUUGUAUUAGUGAGAUAUCCAUAUUAGAAAAAUCUGUGCAUUUAAUAAUGUCCCUAUUAGAUGUCCGUAUUAGCGACGUAUCAGAAAGCUGUCCACACCAGAGAGAUAUGUAUUAAAGGGAAUGGCAAUAUAAUUUCAAUUUUCUCAUUUGAAAGAACGUUUGAAACUAUAUAUUAACUUCUUUUAUCGAUUUUUCAUAUCUUGCUUAGUUCUUGAAAUAUUUUCACUUGAAGUAAUGAGACAUUCGCCAUCUUGGAUAAAUGUUUGUACAGUAGUUUCGGUGACGUCAUAACAGGGAUUAACCAUGUAAAAGUAUUCAUUGUUGACCAAAUAUUGAUUGGUAGAUGUUUUAAAGGUUUUGAGUGAUCUUGAUAUUUCGAAGGGCAGACAGAGUAUAGUUUUCAGUGCAAAAUGAUUAGUGGUUGUCUAGAUAAAAAUAUUGCGUGACCCCUGUUGUGACGUGCAUGCAUAUCUACAAAAAUUGAAGAUAGCGGACAUUUCAUUCCUUUUGAUAAAAACAUUUGCAGAAGUAAGCAAGAUAUGAAAAACGGUAAAAGAGUAUCAUAUAUAAUCUUAAACGUUUGUUCAAAUGAGAAAAUAAAAAAAUAUAUUGCCAUUUCCCUAUAAAGGAUUUUUCUUAUUGACUUGGGUUUGUUGAUUUUUCAGCCUCAAAACAGCAUGCCGGACGUGAUAAUCUGGAUGAUAAAAGCAGAAAGAGAACGCAUUGCAUACUGUCGUAUUCCUGCCAAUGAACUGCUGUAUUUCAACGACGAGAACGAGCGUGGCGAGAAAUGUGGGAAGACGAUUGAUGUUAAUCUUAAGGUUUGUAAUAAAAAAAACAUUCAAGUUUGCUCACGUGAAGACAAAGAGCGAAAAUCCUUUCUAAAAAUGUGGAAGGGAACGGGGGGUAAAAAGAGACCUCAAGAUUGAUUUUUGAACUCUUUGUCCCAAAUUUUAAAGUGAAGUUUGAGAUUAUACAUCAGAAAUAAUUAAUUAUAUGGAGAUUAAGAUUGGCGUAUACAGACUCUGAGAUGUUUAUGAUAGCCGCCAUUUUGUUUUGACAGUUGUGCUUAAUAGUUGGUUGUAAACCUAGCUUUGCGUUUUCCGUCUUUCAAAUUCGGUGCAAUAUGAAGAUAAGAUGAUAUUUUGUGCAUUGAUUCUAAUAAUUCUAGUCACAAGAAUAUAGUUUGAUAUUUUCGAAAAAAAUUGAGAGGUUAAUCAUACAAACACAAUUUAUGCCCGUUGAAGUUCAAAAACGUUACAGCGAAUGCGACCGCGAGGAUCUGGUUUAUCUAUAGCAGUUCUCUGUUUAAGGUAUUCAUAAAAACACAUCAGUCAUCAGUUCCCAAACGGUCCAAUAAUCGCUAAAUGGGCGUUUUAAAAAUCAUUUUCUAAGGAAGGGGGGGGGGGGGUGAUAUGUUUGAUAAUAGUCGUAUAUAUUAGAGAGGGGCUUUAUAACAAACAUACUAGCCGAAAGGCGAGUCCGGGAUUGGACGCACUGAGAGUGGCUGGAAGGUGGUUGGUGAGUUCGGGAAACUUCCAGCCAACCGAGGUGCGUCCAAUCGCGGACUCACCGAACUUGCAAGUAUGUUUGGUUUUUAUCACAUGCCAUUUCGGUAAAAAGUACCAAAGAAUUGACGCAUUUUAGUAUUUAAUUUCUUGUUUGGAUAACGAACAUUUUAGCCGCCAACAUACUCCGCAAACAAACAAACUUAGGCUUAAAUUGAAGCUAAAACAAUUCGCUACAAUAUUCCCUUACUCUUGAAAAGGGAAAAUGCACGCAUUCUGCGAAAACAUUGCCAAGAUUAAUAUAAACCUGCCCGUGCCGAACAAAUUUUGGCGGCCAUCUUUCUUCUCUUCCACUUCGAAAAAAGAAUUAAUAUUCCAUUUUCAUCAAACAAAAUAAAAAAUAAUAAUUAUUAUAUAAACAAUUAAACAAUUAAAAACAAUUAAUUUAUUUUUUAUUUAAAUCUUCGUCGAAAAUUUGUUCAAAUCGCUUCAUAAUGACCGCCGCCGAAACAUCGAUCUCGAACCCACCUCCUAAACAUACGUCAGCAGGUGGGUUCCGUUCGAGAUUGAACGCACUUCCUCCUAGCCAAUAGGAAAGCCGCUAAUACGCUAGGUAUGAGAUAAUAUUUUUACUGAUGGUUGAUUUGCAUUUCAUAAGUUGUACUACUCUACAGUUUCCAGGAAAAGAAGACAGCAGUCACAAGUCAAAAUUUGCCGGCAUGUUGCGGCUCAUGAUUUGGUUUGGCAGGAAAAAAGAACAAGGAGAGUGGCAGGAAUUGAAGAGGACUGGCGGUAGACUGUCUGUCUACGCGGAAACAGUGAGUUGCAUUUUGUCAUCGUAAGGUGGCACACAAUUUUUUUUUGUCUUUCAUUAUAUCUGAAGAAAAACGUUUUUCUCGAUAUUUCUUUAUACGCAAUGGACAACUUGCAUGUUGGGCUAAAUUUUAAUCUAAGUACAGAGAAAGGAAUCAAACACUACAGCUAAAAAGAACAUAAUGAAAUUAGUAAAAUUGCAAAAUGUGGUUGCGAAAUGUUGUAAAGCUUGGAAAAUACAGUCUUGCAAAAUUUGCAAAUUUUGUAUAUGUUUGUAUCGUACGUGCGGAAAUUGUUACCAUUUUCGGCUCAAGAAUGGUAACAAUUUCCGCACGUAAUACAAACAUAUACAAAAUAUGCAAACUUCACAAGGCUAUAUUUUCGCAUUUACAACACCUGUACAGUAACGUACCACCAAGUGCCAUGAUGCUACUGUGUUAUAACUGCACUGCUUAUUUUAUGUUGAAUUUUAGUUUGAAAAUCAGAAUCGUUUAGGAACAUGGAGUGCUACAAAAUACAGUCGCCCAGCGUUCUCUAAUGCAAAUGGAACGGUAAGUUGAAAAGCGUCUCAUAAUGAAAACAUAACAAAAUCUCGGAAAAAAUUUAUUCUUUAUGCCAUUUGUCCUAAAUGGAGAGCUGUUACAGGCAGAGAUAUAUCAGAGAGUUGCAUUUCGGAGAAUUAAGUUUGAGCCACGGUGAUUGUUAAAGUGCAUAUGACAUGAAAUUUCUUAUUUUCUUAAAUGAAAGAACUCUUUAAGUUGUAGUGUACUUUAUUUUUCAGUUUCUUGUUUUUAUGGUUUGUUCCCGAGAUAUUACAAUUUGUUUGAUAUAUAAAUGAGUGUGAAUAUGUCCGCUAAGUUAUGACGUCAUGUUGGUUGCAAGCUCAACCUACACUGGUUAUAAAUGUAUUAACUCUAAAAACUGUUGAUAUUAGUUUACGUUUUUCUCCAGUGUUUCAUCACGUUUACCAGUGAGUGAAGUUUGAAAUUAUCAUCUUGGAUGAUAGCAGUGAUAUUCAACCAUUUUGAAGAGCUUGCAACCAACAUGACAUCAUAAAUUGGCGGACAUAUUCACAUUCAUUUACAUAUCAAACAAAUUGAAAUAUCUCGGGAACAAACCAUAAAAACAAGAAACUGAAAAAUAUGAUACACUACAACUCAAAGAGUUCUUUCAUUUAAGAAAAUAAAAAAUUUCAUGUCACAUGCACUUUAAGGCGAUUCAAUUUUGAGGACAAAGCGUUCAUAUCUUGAAAAACGUGACAUAACGAUAACGACAUUUAGAAUUAGAAAGUACUAGUAGUGGCAUUAAUAACCAUUGCCUGUAUUAAGUCACCUCCAAACAAAGGGCCUUCGCUCGAAACGUCGAAAUUCUCCUUAUACUUUUCAGGUAGUUGUAUCCCUACCAACGAAAGCUAAUUAUUAUCGGCACUACCUACACUGGCACAGUGAAAUCAUUGCCCGCAUGUUCGCCGAGAGAGGGGGAGGGGCGACGCUCUUAAAACUGACCUCCAAAGCAACGAAGGCUUUGGUACACGAUUGCUUAACCAACUAGAGGGCACUCAGAGACUGCAUACCUCCGCCCCCAUUGAAUUUCGGUCGUGUGAAAUGCAACUAAGACAAUAGAUAAUGAAGGCUGAAGCUUAAUGAGGUUUAUCAUCUCAUUGUCUAUAGUACGCGUACAUACAUUAUACACGUCCUAAUUACGCAUUCAGUGAGUUUUUUUUAAUUGACCGGGAAAAGCAAGACAAAAUUUUGUUCAUUUCUCGUUCAAUAUUUAACCAAAUUCAACCAAAUUUUAAUCAGUUCUUUCUUAGCCGAUGGGAAAUGCAUUCAGAAAAUUUCGUAUGAAUAUGUUUGGUAUUUCUUGAGUUAUCGUGCUCACAGACAAACACACACACACACACACACACACACACACACACACAAACCCAGAUGAUUGCAUAACCUCCUGGCGGAGGUAAUAAUGUGAAUCCUAGUUGCCUUAGUAGUCCAGUCAAUCUGUGACCAGAGGUCAAAGAAAUUGCAAUAGAAUUUUUGUCAGUGGUAAAAUAAAGGUGUCCUGAUUAAAAAUCCCAAAAAAAUCCCUUCGGUCGAACAUGGAGAGACAACGAGAUUUUCUUACUUCUACCUAUAGAAAACCAUUGUGGACAGAAUGUUCAAAUUUUGAAAUCAUUCUUAAGCAAAUAUAACCUACAUUAUUGGAAAGCUUAAACAAAACUAUAUUAAGGUCAAUUAAACCGUUAUAUUCAAUUUACUAGGCAGUUUGUCGUUAUUCUAGCUCAAACGGUUGGAAAAUUAGCGCAAAAUUUGAACAAAAUACAAAUUUAUGGCAUUUUAAAUCUUGUAUAACUUCGGCUGGAUAGGCAAAAGCAAGGUAAUCGUUUAAUGAUCUAUAUUUUAGUUUUUUCUAAUCUUUCCAAUGAUGCAAAAAAAGUAGUUUCAAAAUUUCAACAUUUUGUCCGCAAUGGUUUUCUAUAGGUAGAAGUAAGAAAAACUUGAUUUUCACCAUGUUCCACCGAAUUGUGAUUUUUGUGAUUUUUAAUAUGUUAAUCAGGACACCUUUUCUCGCACUUUACCACUGAAAAAAAAUCUAUUGCGAUUACUUUGAUCAGGACCAUGUACUUAUAGUGAUUUGACUGGACUAUAGUGGCAGAUCAUAUACAAUAAAGUCUAAUAUUGUAAAACACUACUACUUUCGUUUUACAAUGGACCUAUUCCCUAAUGAACAAAAUUUUGAUCUAGAUAAGUCUAGACCAAACAUUCUACCACAGCUUGAAAGAGCCUUACAAAAUUAGUAAUAUUCCGAAGUUUCGUUGCGAAAUGUUGUGAAAUGCGGAUAAUAUAGCACUGCGAAGUUUGCAAUUUUUCAGUCAUUUUGUAUUAUGCAUGGGAAAUUGAUACCUUUUUAACUUUUUUUUUCAGAAAGCGGUAUCAAUUUCCCGUGCAUAAUACAAAAUGACUGAUUUACGGCAAACUUCGCAGGGCUAUAUCUGCAUUUUUCAACAUUUCGCAAUGAAAUUUCGGAAUAUUACUAAUUUUGUGAUGUUUUUUCAAGCUGUGAUAAAAUUUUUGUCUAGACUUGUCUAGAUCAAAAUUUUGUUCAAAGUUUUUGAGCCUAAAUAAACAAUAACCCAUCAUCCCUUGCGCGCUCAGAGUUUAGGGUUUAAACAUUUUUGCCAACAUAUCUAAUGGCAACAUGAUUUGAUUUGCUAUUUAGAUUUCUUUGCCCAAAGACAAUUUCCAGGCACCUGAAGGAUGGGAGUUUUCUGGUCACUGGGAGGCCCAUUCUGAGUUGAGGUAAGUUCUCCUCAAAUCAUUCUUUAUACUUGAAAUACAUGCAGGCGGCAACCCCUCGCUUAUAUUUUCCAAACACUGAUUUUAACAUGAAGUAUUAGUGUGGCGUCAAGUGUUGCCAUAACAACACGAUAUUAUAUUUUUUUAAAUAUAUUUUUGUACAAAACGGAAAAAUAUUUUGAAACAUUUGUAGGCUAGAACUUUUAAAUAUACAACGAUGAAUUCCAGAAAUAUAUACUGUAGGUGUGUUAUUUUGCAAUUUGUGAGUUCCGGUUUAAUGUAAAAUUCAUUUUGAAACGCCUCGUAAAUUGUUUUGAAGCGCUCAUUCAACAAAACUGCUUCUGCCGAAAAACUGUUUUUGCUAUCAAUUGUUGAGUUGAGUUGAGUUGAGUUAAUGCUAUUUCAGUCUUCAAAUUAAUUUGCUCUCCUUUACAUUUUAAAGAUUGUUUUCCCCAAAUUAAACAGCGUUAAUUCAGAAAACUUACAACUUCAUUGACAAGAAUUGCUUUCAAGCAGAAACUGAAAAUCAAACUAAUUAACGAAUAUAAGCCUCUACAUUUGUUAACACCUGCUAACAUAAACUAACUUAACUAACCAAUUUUACAUUUAUUGAUAAUUUAUUUAGUCAUUUAUUUAAUCGCGGCACAAUAUUUUGGAAUUGACUUGCAAUAUUUUAAUGUUGACCCACAGUGGCUCGAACUAUUAAUUAUAGGGUUAUCUGACUAGUUUAGCAUUUAGUUAAUUCAGAUAACUUGUGUCAUGUCAGUUUAUAAGUUCAAUUAUUAAUAUCUCAUCCUUGUAAAUUUUAUUGUAAUGACGCCAAAAAAUUAUUAUCUAUGUAUGUAUAUGUAUGUCAUUGAAAAGGACAUAGCCACGCGGAAUUAGUGCCCUCGCCCUUGGGCAGUUGAUUCCGUUUGGUCAUAGUUAACUCCGUAGAUUCUGAUUGGCUGAGUUCAAAGGUCAACAAAGUUCUAACUUUCAAUAACGUAAACGAAUCGCAUCGCGCUCAGAAAUUGCCGCUGUUGUCAACUCCAAGUGAUGAAGAUUACCACAAACUGAUACAAACAUAGUUUCUAAUCCAGCCCCCCCCCCCCGGGCAAUCUGACGUCCGUAUUGACAAAACGUGUUUGCUUAAAGGGGCAGUAUGAUCAAAAUUUUUAUUUACUUAAACGAAAGUGCUCGUAAAGCUGUAUAAUAACUUGUUUUGAAGAUUUUGGUUCCCAUGCUUAGUUCUUGAGAUAUUUCAUUUUGUUUGUAACCAUGUGACGUCAUCUACUCAAUUACAUAAAAAAUGAGAUAUCAGUAAUUGUUGUGUAUCUUUGCUAUUUUGAUCAAAAUAUUUCGAAAGAUGCGGCGCGUUUGUUAAUUUAAUCUGCAUCAUUAAGCAUACUGUGUUUUUUAACAAAUCGAUCAAAAAUAGCAAAGCUACAAAAAUAGCAAUCACUGAUAUCUCAUUAUAUAUGUAAUUGAGUAGAUGACGUCACAUGGUUACAAUAUGAGAAUGCAAUUACUCUCUACGAGCCAAAUACCAACUAUCUGCACCCCGCUUCAAUACAAAAACUCUGAAGCUCUCUAUAACGUAUAGAGGUGCAACCUUGUGGAAUGAUAUAAAUCGAAAACAUAGCGAAAUAAACAUUGAUGAAUAUGACAAUGUUAACGCUUUCGUAAAAAAGGCCAUAAAAACAAUCACCUUCAAAGACUUUGUCUUUUUAUAGACAUAGUUAGUAAAUAGAUAGUAAUUAAUUCUUAUAUGUAAUUCAUAACUUUUGUAUAUAUCUCUAAGUGCACGACCCCACAAGCUUAUGCUUUAAAAAUUAUCGUGCUUAAAUAAAGUCAUAUUAUUAUUAUUAUUAUCUCAAGAACUAAGUAUGAGGACAAAAAUCUUCAAAACAAGUUAUUAUACAGUUUUACAAGCAUUUUCGUUUGAGCUUUGGUUUAAGAGAAUAACAAUUUUGAUCACACUGCCCCUUUAAAUUAAGCUGGCUAAUAUCAUGAAUAAGCAUUAAAUAAAAUGUUUCCCUUGAUGUCUUUAGCACUCAGUUCAGAAUGGAUAGCGGCUGCAAGACGUUCCUUGAAGAUGUGUUUGAGAACGAAUAUCGAUUGAUUCCUGGUGGUUUGUGGAAUAAAAAUAAAACUCAAACAUCAUGGACGGAUGGAGUACGUGCUGCACCUUUUAGCGAUGCUUUGCUUUGCCUUACAUUACCUUAGGACCUUACCUUAUCGUUAUCCUGACUUGCUUUACCUUGCCUUGCCUUGCCUUGCCUUGCGUUACGUUACGUUACGUUACGUUACGUUACGUUACGUUACGUUACGUUACCUUGCUUCGCCUCGCCUUGCCUUGCCUCGCCUUGCCUCGCCUCGGCUUACCUUACCUCGCCUUGCCCCACUUAAUUCAAUUUUCCUUUUAAAUAGUUCGGGAAGGAGAUAUUAGAUGAGAACAACAAGCCAAUACAAGAUAAGUAUGACGUCAAACCUCCAAGAGGUUGGAAAUGGUCUCGGGAUCAAGAAUGGAUCAUUGAUCUAGAUCGCGCCGUUGACAGCAAUGGUUAGUGGGUUUUUUUCACCAUUAGAAUAAAGUCUUUAUAAAUGUAUUAUCCACUGCAC
Paramuricea clavata is the source of this 26731-nucleotide messenger RNA. NCBI's taxonomy places the organism in Eukaryota, Metazoa, Cnidaria, Anthozoa, Malacalcyonacea, Plexauridae. The record is from the annotation of a GenBank genome assembly.